CAUUCACAAUUUGCUUGGGCCACUAGGUUACCUAUUCCGGGUCGCAAAAACAAGAAACGUAUAAGAAGCGUCGCCGGAGGAGGAGGAGGAGGAGAAGAAGAGGGAAGAAUUUGAGAUGCAGCAGCUUCAGAGCCCGCAGAGAUCUGGCGCUGCAGCGGUAGCUGGGCCGAGGAGGAGGUGCGAGGGUACGGCCAUGGGGGCUAUCACUCUCGACCUCCGACCAGGACUUGGAAUUGGGCCGUUUACCCUAGGAAUGUCCAUUCGCGAAGCAUUUGCUCAAAUAGAGCACCAGCCUAACAUCUAUGAUGUGGUCCAUGUCAAAUAUUUUGAUGAGGAGCCUUUGAAGUUGGAUAUUGUUAUUAACUUUCCAGAUCAUGGUUUCCAUCUUCGUUUUGAUCCUUGGUCACAGAGAUUGCGGCUGAUUGAGGUUCAUGAAGUUACACGACUGCAAAUGCGUUAUGCAACUUCUUUGAUUGGUGGCCCAACCCUUGCAACUUUUGUAGCAGUAUAUGCUCUCUUCGGACCCACAUUUCCAGGCAUUUAUGACAAAGAUAGAGGAACAUAUACAUUAUUUUACCCAGGAUUAUCAUUUGCUUUUCCAAUCCCUAGUCAAUUUACAAGUUGUUGCCAUGAUGGGGAAGUUUCAGCAGAUCUGCCUCUAGAGUUUCCUGAUGGAACUACCCCUGUAGCAUGCCGUGUGUCCGUUUACGACAACUCUUCUGACAGUAAGGUUGGCGUGGGUUCUUUGAUGAGUAAGGCUCUUGCACCUCCUUUGCCUGCUGGCAGCUUGUACAUGGAGGAAGUGCAUGCUAAGCUUGGGGAAGAACUGUGGUUCACGAUUGGAGGCCAGCAUAUUCCUUUUGGUGCAUCACCACAGGAUGUAUGGACGGAGUUAGGACGUCCUUGUGGUAUCCAUCAGAAGCAGGUUGACCAAAUGGUUAUCCACUCUGCUUCAGACCCACGCCCUCGCACCACUCUAUGUGGAGAUUACUUCUACAAUUAUUUCUCACGUGGUCUAGACAUAUUAUUUGAUGGACAGACUCAUAGAAUCAAGAAAUUUGUUCUGCAUACAAAUUAUCCUGGUCAUUCAGAUUUUAACGCCUAUACCAAAUGCAACUUUGUCAUUUAUGAUGCUGAAAUUGAAGGACCUAUUCCAGUAGGAGGCUCCUCUAAGCGUUGCAUAACACCUAGGACAAAGUGGGAACAAGUAAAGGAGAUCCUCGGAGAUGGUGGCCGAGCUGCUAUCCAAACACAAGGAUCGAUGAACAACCCUUUUGGCCCUACCUUUGUUUAUGGAUAUCAGAACAUAGCUUUUGAGGUUAUGAGAAAUGGCUAUAUCGCUACUGUUACACUCUUCCAGUCAUAGGAAGCUUGCUGCGUUAUCCUUCCACAACUCAAUGGAAGCUUCUUCUGCAUUAUAAAUAUUGUACAGGCUAAUCAAUCCUGUAAAGUAGCACUAUUCAAAAUCCCAAUGUCAAUGUAUUUGCUGUAAAUAUGCUUUUAUAAUUACAUUGUACUUAUAAAAUGACAUUUGUUCUAGCAACCAAGUACUAUGCAAAUUUCUUUUAAUAUAUUUGAUUGUAUCUUCUUGAUAAGCCAA
Dendrobium catenatum is the source of this 1600-nucleotide messenger RNA. RefSeq names its product UPF0183 protein At3g51130. The record is from RefSeq and is a predicted model, not a curated record. Bases 116 to 1366 code for a protein of 416 amino acids. Lineage: Eukaryota; Viridiplantae; Streptophyta; Magnoliopsida; Asparagales; Orchidaceae. The transcript is spliced from 15 exons.